This is a messenger RNA of Miniopterus natalensis, 1734 nucleotides long. The record is from RefSeq and is a predicted model, not a curated record. Lineage: Eukaryota; Metazoa; Chordata; Mammalia; Chiroptera; Miniopteridae.
UCCUUUUCAGCAUUGUGCUAGGGCCGGGAGACAGACCACUGUGACUGCAAGCUGAGAGGGAAACUGAGGCAAGAUGUCGGGCCGGAGCGGGAAGAAGAAAAUGUCCAAGCUGUCCCGUUCGGCCAGGGCCGGUGUCAUCUUCCCCGUGGGGAGACUGAUGCGUUACCUGAAGAAAGGGACGUUCAAGUACCGGAUCAGCGUGGGGGCUCCCGUGUACAUGGCAGCAGUCAUCGAGUACCUGGCAGCGGAAAUUCUAGAAUUGGCUGGGAAUGCCGCGAGGGACAACAAGAAGGCCCGGAUAGCCCCAAGACACAUCCUGCUGGCCGUGGCCAAUGAUGAGGAGCUCAAUCAGCUGUUAAAAGGAGUGACCAUUGCGAGCGGAGGCGUCCUGCCCAGAAUCCACCCUGAACUGCUGGCCAAAAAGCGAGGGACCAAAGGCAAAUCGGAAACUAUCCUCUCCCCUCCUCCAGAGAAAAGAGGAAGGAAGGCCACGUCGGGCAAGAAAGGGGGCAAGAAAUCCAAGGCUGCCAAACCACGGGCAUCCAAAAAGUCCAAACCAAAGGACAGUGAUAAAGAAGGAACUUCAAAUUCCACUUCUGAGGAUGGGCCGGGGGACGGAUUCACCAUCUUGUCUUCCAAGAGCCUUGUUCUAGGGCAGAAGCUGUCCCUGACCCAGAGUGACAUCAGCCAUAUUGGCUCCAUGAGAGUGGAGGGCAUUGUCCACCCAACCACAGCCGAAAUUGACCUCAAAGAAGAUAUAGGUAAAGCCUUGGAAAAGGCUGGGGGGAAAGAGUUCUUGGAAACGGUAAAGGAGCUCCGCAAAUCCCAAGGCCCUUUGGAAGUCGCUGAAGCCGCUGUCAGCCAAACCAGCGGACUUGCAGCCAAAUUUGUCAUCCACUGUCACAUCCCUCAGUGGGGAUCCGACAAAUGUGAAGAGCAGCUCGAAGAGACCAUCAAAAACUGCCUGUCGGCGGCAGAGGACAAGAAGCUAAAGUCUGUGGCCUUCCCACCCUUCCCCAGUGGCAGAAACUGCUUCCCCAAACAGACGGCCGCUCAGGUGACCCUCAAAGCCAUCUCGGCCCACUUCGACGACUCGAGCGCGUCCUCACUGAAGAACGUCUACUUCCUGCUGUUCGACAGCGAGAGCAUCGGCAUCUACGUGCAGGAGAUGGCCAAGCUCGACACCAAGUAGCCGCCGCUGCCGGCCCGGAGUUGCGGGAGGAUCAUCCCAGGAGCGGGUUUUAUUUUUCAAAAGGAGAGAGGAAGGGGGACCAGGGGAGUGUUGGGCGGCCUCGGGAGCAGGUCCCGCCCGCGGAAGGAGCCCUCUGCAUUUUAUAUUCUCCUUAAAAAGAGCCUCAGUCCCAAAAACCAGGUCUCCGCGAGGGGUUCUUUCCUUGUGUUUUCUUCCUGUUGUUUUAGAACUUUUUAAAAAAAACAGACUUCAUUUUAGAUUUAUAGCAUUGACUUUUACACACACAAAGAAAAUCCUUUCAAAAUUCUUAAGUCUUCUGUUUCUCCUUUUGCAAGGAAGGAUGGCAACCGAGUGACCCGGGCUUUGCUGGCUGGCUGUGUUCAGUGCCGGAGAGGAGAAACUUAGGCAUCUCACCGGUGCUUUCUCUUGUUUUAGUGCCCCCGCCGCACCCCUAUAAUAUCUCUACUCCUAAAAAGGUUUUGCUUCAGGCUUUUUUCUGUUUUGUUUUGUUUUUUAAAGAAAAAGAAAAUGAAAGAAAAAAA